CUCAGGGGGAAGCCGGGGGGCGGGCGGCGGUUGCUGGAGCCCAGGAGGCGCCGGGGCCGGGCAGGCCGGGGCCGGGGGCCGCUUCAGCGCGGCGGCGGCAGCAGCAGCCAUGAGCGGCGGCGUCUAUGGAGGAGAUGAAGUUGGGGCUCUUGUUUUUGACAUUGGCUCCUAUACAGUGAGAGCUGGCUAUGCUGGUGAAGACUGCCCAAAGGUUGAUUUUCCCACCGCUAUUGGUGUGGUACUUGAAAGGGAUGAUGGGAGCACAUUGAUGGAGAUAGAUGGGGAUAAAGGCAAACAAGGAGGCCCCACGUAUUACAUAGAUACCAAUGCAUUGCGGGUUCCAAGGGAGAAUAUGGAGGCAAUAUCACCUUUAAAGAAUGGAAUGAUUGAAGAUUGGGACAGCUUCCAAGCCAUUUUGGAUCACACUUACAAGAUGCAUGUCAAAUCAGAAGCCAGCUUGCACCCUGUUCUAAUGUCAGAAGCACCGUGGAAUACCAGAGCAAAAAGAGAGAAACUGACAGAGCUGAUGUUUGAACACUACAACAUCCCUGCAUUCUUCCUUUGUAAAACUGCAGUUCUUACAGCAUUUGCUAAUGGUCGUUCCACAGGGCUAAUUUUGGAUAGCGGGGCCACUCAUACUACUGCCAUUCCAGUCCAUGAUGGAUAUGUCCUUCAGCAAGGAAUUGUGAAAUCACCUCUUGCAGGAGACUUUAUUACCAUGCAGUGCAGAGAACUGUUCCAAGAAAUGAAUGUAGAAUUGAUCCCUCCAUACAUGAUCGCAUCAAAGGAGGCUGUUCGUGAAGGAUCCCCAGCAAAUUGGAAGAGAAAAGAAAAGUUGCCACAGGUUACGAGGUCUUGGCACAAUUACAUGUGUAAUUGUGUGAUCCAGGAUUUCCAAGCUUCUGUCCUCCAAGUAUCAGAUUCAACUUAUGAUGAACAAGUGGCUGCACAGAUGCCAACAGUUCACUAUGAAUUUCCCAAUGGCUACAACUGUGACUUUGGUGCUGAGCGACUCAAGAUUCCUGAAGGGUUAUUUGACCCGUCUAAUGUGAAGGGGUUAUCAGGCAACACGAUGUUGGGAGUCAGUCAUGUUGUUACCACAAGCGUUGGGAUGUGUGACAUUGACAUCAGACCAGGCCUUUAUGGCAGUGUCAUAGUGGCAGGGGGAAACACUCUCAUACAGAGCUUCACUGAUAGAUUGAAUCGGGAGCUGUCUCAGAAGACCCCUCCGAGCAUGAGAUUGAAGUUGAUUGCAAAUAAUACAACGGUGGAACGGCGAUUUAGUUCGUGGAUUGGUGGCUCAAUUCUAGCCUCUCUGGGUACCUUUCAACAGAUGUGGAUUUCCAAACAAGAGUAUGAAGAAGGAGGAAAACAAUGUGUAGAAAGGAAAUGCCCUUGAAGCCAGUUCUGAAAAAAACUGUGGCCUUCCCUAUGAUCCCUUAUGUUUCAUAGCUUUAGUAUACUCAGGAACAAAAUGAACGUCUUUUGUAGAAUGUUUAUACAUUUUUGCAUACUUCAAUUUCCAUUUAACAGAUUUUAAAGCCUUUAACUGGCCAUAUAACUUAAAAUGAGUUUUUGCCUUCCUUGUAAAGCAAUAACUCCUAUAAGCAUUUUAUAAUUUUUGUAUAAAUAUCUAUUUUCUCUAAAUAUUUUCCUUUUAGUAACUGCUUUCAACCCUCUGAUUAGCAUACAAAUGAUUGGUAGAAUUGAUUUUUACUGACUAGUAAAACUUACUGCCUAUACCUUUACCUCAUACUUGCAAAACUAAAUAAUAAAGAUUUCUAUCCACUAUAAAAAAAA
Trichosurus vulpecula (common brushtail) is the source of this 1800-nucleotide messenger RNA. It is a transcript of the gene ACTL6A, whose product is annotated as actin like 6A. Gene Ontology annotation, biological process: nervous system development; regulation of transcription by RNA polymerase II. The transcript is spliced from 14 exons. Gene Ontology annotation, molecular function: chromatin binding. The record is from RefSeq and is a predicted model, not a curated record. Gene Ontology annotation, cellular component: SWI/SNF complex; NuA4 histone acetyltransferase complex. The coding region runs from base 110 to 1399 and encodes 429 amino acids. NCBI's taxonomy places the organism in Eukaryota, Metazoa, Chordata, Mammalia, Diprotodontia, Phalangeridae.